Molecule: messenger RNA, 1584 nt
Organism: Funneliformis geosporum
Lineage: Eukaryota; Fungi; Glomeromycota; Glomeromycetes; Glomerales; Glomeraceae
Source: the annotation of a GenBank genome assembly
AUGGCAGACUCUACUUCUCCUACUUCUACGCUAGUUGGUCUCCACCAUGAGAAAUACUGGGACCGUGACCCAAAUUCAUGGGGAAACUUAAACGAUUGGGAUAUUUAUUUUAUCGAAAACGGUUUGCCAGUUGAUAGCCGUGAUUAUUCCAAGGCAUCUAUUAUGAAAAAGUCUCUAGAGGCAAAAUGUUUUUUGCCCGAAGUGGGAAGUAUAUUAUGGUCUGGGCCUUUAGGCUCCAUUAUAAUAUGCGCAGUGGGAAGUAUAUUAUGGUCUGGACCUUUAGGUCCCAUUAUAAUAUGCGUGGCUAGACAGGCAGUUGAUAGGUCAUUGAAUUGUCAGAAUGACCCCGGAAACAAGUCGUUAUGGUGUAAUCAUCUCCCGAAAUUGGGAACACUAGCUGUCAUGGACCGAGUAAAUAAACGCGAAAUUCGAAGCAUCGCCGUACAAGAAGAGACAGAGAGAUACAAAAAUGAGCAAGCGUCAAAAUUUUCAGGAAGAGAGGGUACAUCAGAAAAGAAAUCAAAAAAACGUAAAGUUACUGCGAGUAAAAAUGAAAUGCUCUCUAGUGACAACAAUGAUGAAGAUGACGAAGAAAUUAAAAUUGACUUAAAAAGAAUUUCGGAUGAAUUGCUACGCGAACCGGAAGUCAAAUGGGAAGUAGGUUGCAUUAAUGUAACUGAUCAAUUUCGGCGGUACCAAAAAGAAAUUAUUGAGAAGGCGGAAAAAAACGGAUUAAAAUACGAUAAUAUUUACGAGUUAUUAGCUUUGUCUUCGAUAAUAGUGCUCAGCUGUCCAUGUCCGUAUCCCACCAUGUUUACGAUCGCAGAAUGGCAAGAAAUAACAAGAACUAACCCCUAUACACCUCAAGAUUCUCCACUUACUCAAGAUAUUUUAUUAUCUUUACAUGAUGCCUCAUUCAACCAUUUUCUUGGAUUAGAUUCAUUCGUGGAAAAUGGCGAAUCGAAGUUGAGUAAAAUAGUCGCGCGCUCAUUCAAUGACAUAUAUGAUAGUGUCAUGAAAGUUGCUCCACUAAAGAUGUCUGAGGAAGAACAUUGUUUAAAUUUUGUUUAUCCGUUAGCUCGCCCAUUUUUUUCAGGCGAAAAAGAAUAUGAGCUAAUAUUGAACCGUGCAAAUACAGGUACAAAGAAAAGGCCGGACCUCUCUUGCGUUGUGGAUGGCGUGCCAAUUUUAAAUUCGGAGUUCAAACCCUUAGGAUGUACGCCAUUACAACGAGGGAAAGACAGAGUGAAAGUUCAAUUAAGGGCCCGAAAAUCAGUCAAUCAACAAUUACUAAGCAAGGGAGGUCCAGGUGACUUGAUGGAGUCUUACUUUAUGGAUUUGGAAUACGAUGGCUUAUAUCGCUCAUGGCCAUUUCUUACGACCAGACUUGUAAUAGAUAAAACCACAAUCCCACUUGCAGGAGUCGCAAUUCACCAUUUGUUGGCUUUAGAGGAGCGUGUUGAAAAGAUUUCUAAGGACUUUAAAUAUCGAAAAUCUCGUAGUGGGGAAACUACACCGCUUCAACAAUUAUCAUUUAUACGUACACUACCAGAUUCUCCACAAGUAAAGCAAUUAAUUCAUUAG